This is a messenger RNA of Megalops cyprinoides (Indo-Pacific tarpon), 645 nucleotides long. Its product is annotated as guanine nucleotide-binding protein G(I)/G(S)/G(O) subunit gamma-12-like. Gene Ontology annotation, biological process: G protein-coupled receptor signaling pathway. NCBI's taxonomy places the organism in Eukaryota, Metazoa, Chordata, Actinopteri, Elopiformes, Megalopidae. The transcript is spliced from 3 exons. Gene Ontology annotation, cellular component: heterotrimeric G-protein complex. The coding region runs from base 231 to 449 and encodes 72 amino acids. The record is from RefSeq and is a predicted model, not a curated record. Gene Ontology annotation, molecular function: G-protein beta-subunit binding.
ACGAGCACAACUGUUGCGUCUCCCAGCAUUUUUGUGUGUAAUAAAAGAACACACAGAUUAAAUCUGAAAAGCGUACAAGAAAACCAACAACCAACAGAAUGGAAUGGCAUUCCAAAUAAUCCACACUCUUCUCUGGCUGGAGGUGCUGACUCCUGGAUUCCAGUGAAAGGAAGGGGGGGUUGUGAUCCUAAGGAGAGGCCCGUCUGCAGCAGCGGCGUCCCCCGGGAGAGAUGUCCGGGAAAGGCUGCACCAGCAACAGCGUGGUUCAGGCGCGGCGUGUGCUGGAGCAGCUGAGGGUGGAGGCUGGCAUGGAGAGGAUAAAGAUCUCCAUUGCAGCGUCACAGCUGGUGCAGUACUGCCAGGAGCACAGCCGCAGUGACCCCCUCCUCACCGGCAUCGCCACCUCUGCAAACCCCUUCAAGGACAAGAAGACCUGCGUGCUGCUGUAGGACCAUUUCCACCAUGCAACCCGGGCAUCCUGAACAACAGCUACCUCAGCUACAACAGCCUAAACCACUCCCACUAGCACAUUCUUUACACUCCACCCUACAACGUUCCUACCAGCACAUUCCCUACACUCCUCCCUAAACCACUCCCACCAGAGGAUUCCCUACACUCUAAACCACUCCCACCAGAGGAUUCCCU